UCCCCAAUAAAUAAAUUUUCCCUCCACAUCCACUCUCCCUCUCCCAGUCUCCCAGUCUCCCAGUCUCUCUCCCUCCGUGUUCUGCUCCGAGAAACUAAAUAAUAUAUUUUUCAGAGUCCCGGCAGCAAGCAGAGAGCAAUUCUAGCGGCAGCAUGGGAGAUGUCGGCAGCGGGUUCUCCUCCGCGGCCGGCAUCUUCCGCAGCCUCUGCUCCCCCCCGCCGCCUCCCUCGGCCGGCGACUCUGAUUCCUCCCUCCCAGAAUUCCUCUUCUCCCUCGCCCCGCCCCCGCCGGCCGACAAGCCCGCCUUCGUCGACGCCUCGUCCGGGCGCUCCCUCUCCUUCGCCGACCUCCGCCGGCUCUCCGGCGCCGCCGCCUCCGCCCUCUCCGCCCUGGGCCUCCGGCGCGGGCACCUCGCCCUCCUCCUCUCCCCCAACUCCCUCCCCUUCCCCGCCCUCGCCCUCUCCGUCCUCUCCCUCGGCGCCCUCCUCUCCACCCCCAACCCCCUCCUCACCCCCUCCGAGCUCCACGCCCUCGUCCUCGACUCCUCCCCCUUCCUCGUCCUCGCCACACUCGACCUCGCCCCCAAGCUCCGUUCCCUGCGCACCCCCCUCCCCCUCCUCGUCCUCGUCGAGCCCUUCCUCUCCUCCCUCCGAUUAAACCCCGGCCCCAUCCCCAUCCCCGCCGUUCGGGUCUCCCCCCACGACCCCGCCACGCUGAUGUACUCCUCCGGAACCACCGGGAAGAGCAAGGGCGUCGUCGCCACCCACCGCAACCUCGUCGCCAUGGCGCGCGUGCUCCGCCACGUGUGGGGGUCGGAGGAGCACGUGUACGGGUGCGCCGUGCCCCUGUUCCACAUGUUCGGGUUCUCGGUGUUCGUGUGCGGGGCCAUCGCCGCGGGGGCCACCACGGUGAUGGUCGGCGCGGAGGGGCGGCGGUUCGCGGCGGAGGAGGUGAUGCGCGCGGUGGCGGCGCACCGCGUCACGCGCCUCCCCGCCGUCCCCCCCAUGGUCGUGCAAAUGGCGCGCGCGGCGCGCAAGGCCCAGCAUUUCGACCUCUCCUCCCUCCGCGAGGUCAUCUCCUCCGGCGCCCCCCUCGCCCGCCAACAUUUGGAGCGCUUCGGAAUGUGCUUCCCCCUCGUCAGGCUCUCGCAGUGCUAUGGUUUGACGGAAACGAGUGGGCCAGUGACAUUGUGUGAUGGGGUUAACGGGAGGCUGCACCUGUCCAUAGGGAGGCUGAUCCCAACAGUGGAGGCCAAGAUAGUGGAUGUGCGGACAGGGAAGCCACUCCCACCGAACAAAGAUGGGGAGUUAUGGAUUAGAGGCCCCCCUGUUAUGCAAGGCUAUUUGAACAACCAAGAAGCUACAGCUCUCGCCAUCGACGAAGAAGGAUGGCUCCGCACGGGAGACCUGUGCUACGUCGACACGGAUGGGCUCAUCUACGUUGUCGACAGGAUCAAAGAGCUCAUAAAAUACAAGGCUUAUCAGGUAGCCCCAGCAGAGCUUGAAGAGAUCCUCUCCUCCCAUCCUGAUAUUCUGGAUGUUGCUGUGACAUCGCACCCAGAUGAGGAGGCCGGUGAGAUUCCCAUGGCAUGCGUAGUGAGAAGAGGAGAGAGCAAAAUCAAAGAAGAGGAUAUAAUUUCAUUUCUGGAGAAUAAGGUGGCUCCCUACAAGAAGAUUAGGAAGGUGGUGUUCUUAGAAUACAUCCCAAGAUCGCCUUCAGGGAAGAUCCUGAGGAGACUUCUGAAGGCCACAGCUUCAAAUCAACAGAAAUUAGAAGUCUCCGCCAGGCUAUAAACAUAUAUUCAUUGAGACAUAGACGUCGGAAUAACAAACAACAAAUGCUAUGAAAUUAUAGCUAUAUCUACUAUAUUAUUCUUUUGUUAUAAACAAUUGCUAAUGUUGGAAAUCGAGGGUAAAGGAUUAUUUACAUAUGUCCUUAAUAUUCAGGUAAUCAUUGUUUGUUUAUCAUAUAUUUGUAACACAAAUAUUAGUUGCGAAGUUACGAUUAUUUCUUGCCUUUGGUUCA
Molecule: messenger RNA, 2025 nt
Organism: Ananas comosus (pineapple)
Lineage: Eukaryota; Viridiplantae; Streptophyta; Magnoliopsida; Poales; Bromeliaceae
Product: putative 4-coumarate--CoA ligase-like 8
Exons: 6
Coding region: 153-1793 (546 amino acids)
Cellular component (GO): peroxisome
Molecular function (GO): CoA-ligase activity
Source: RefSeq, a predicted model, not a curated record